Molecule: messenger RNA, 629 nt
Organism: Suillus subalutaceus
Lineage: Eukaryota; Fungi; Basidiomycota; Agaricomycetes; Boletales; Suillaceae
Exons: 2
Coding region: 83-529 (148 amino acids)
Source: RefSeq, a predicted model, not a curated record
GUGGCUAUGCCAACUAUUGUGUCCACCGUGUGGUGGACGCUCAGGCUGUUGGUCUGUCAGUAUUUCAGUAAGUACUGUUCGAAUGCUCUGUGUCACGCUGUGCUGCUCUAUGAUUUGCAAUCGGCCAAGAAUACCGUUUCAGUGGAGGACUUGCCUUCAUAGGAUUGGGAGAUUUUCAGCAGGCAGGUUAUAUUGUCAGCGGGGCAGGGGAAACAGCAAUUCUUGCGGCCCGUCAGUGAAGGCAUCAACGCUACGGCAAAACAUCGUUGAUGUCGAUGACUCCCAAUUCACGGCUUUCGUGGAUAGCAUUGGAGAAGACUGCUCCGGAAAUCGACAGAAUCUUGCACUCAUAGCAGCGACCACAAGCUUCGAUGAUACCGUUGACUUCCUCUUCCCACCACGUAUUCUCAAAGACGCUGGAACCUGUCUUGAUCGUGCAUUCCUUUCCCCUCUCAACGUCAAUGUCGGUGAAUUCCAUGACAACAUUCUAGGCAAUUUGCUGGAUGAUUUUCAUAAGUAUCGCAGCUGAUAUCAAUCACACAUUCCACUCACGAAGCAACGUAGAACCUUAUUUUAGUUCAGAAAACCUGAAAGAAGCUGAGCACACUCGCACCGGAACACACCCUCGG